Molecule: messenger RNA, 2646 nt
Organism: Pundamilia nyererei
Lineage: Eukaryota; Metazoa; Chordata; Actinopteri; Cichliformes; Cichlidae
Product: interferon-induced very large GTPase 1-like
Exons: 4
Coding region: 1-2646 (881 amino acids)
Molecular function (GO): GTP binding
Source: RefSeq, a predicted model, not a curated record
AUGGAGAACCUUCACAGCACAGCAGCAGCAGGUGGAGGAGAGGCUGAGAUCAGAUCUGAGGUCUCGUCUUUGAAAGAAAACUGUGACACAGAUCCUGUUUUCUGUUUCUUCGUCCAUGAAGGUGAAGAAGAUGAGAACGAGGAACGCUCCAACAAAGGUUCCUCAGGUGAGGACGUGAGUGGAAACAUGUCAGUGAAUGUUUCUGAUGAACUCACCAAGUAUCCAUGUCAAAGACAAACUGAGACACUGAUUGAUAGACUUCAGCUUCAAGACAAACUUCAGCAGAAAUUCUCACCAGAGGAUUUUCUUCAGAUCCGUCCACCUGUGACACGGCACCAUGUCACAUCUGAGAAACAUCUGGCUCACAUGUUUGUCCGCAGGCUGAUGACGUUAGACUGCAGGGCCAGAUAUAUUCCUGUAAGAGCAGACAGUCCUGAGGGGACAGAGCCAAAGCCCAGGCCGGUGACUGACAUCCCUGAGAAGGAUUACAGUGAUUGGGAGGUUUUUCUGAACACCAGCGUGGACACAGAACAGACUCGUGUGCAUCCAAUGGAUGUUCAGAUGGCCGUGUUUCACUGCUCAGACAGCUUCCUUAAACAGACGAUGGUCACAAAGCUCUCUCAGUGUCAGUACGCUUUACCUUUGCUGGUCCCUGACCCAGUCACAAUGGAGAUGGAGUGUCCUCUGUGGACUUUCAGACAGAUAACAAAAACCUGGACGGCGACUCAGAUCAAAGAUGGCUCACCCAUCGUCACCAUGAAGAGUGUUCCAGUCUGCAAAGCUCAGACACCCUUGGUGUCAUUUUUCCGCCUGGGUUCUCUGUCAGUGUCUAAAUCUCAGCUGAUGAACGCUUUGAUCAACGACCGUCACAGCACCUUCUUCCACAGGAACUGCCCAGGAAGCACCAGGUCUCGCCAUCUGAUGGAUGGUGUGGCAGAGAUAGCCUGGUACUGCCCUGCUGGGAAACCCACUGAUGCCUUCAGGGACUGCAUGGCUUUUUGUAAUCUUCACGGUGAUGCUCUGCAGAUUGAAAAACAGCGCGACAUACUGAUUAAAAAAUCCUCCAUCAACGUUUUCCUUGUUGCAUCCCUGCAAAAAGAUGAAGAAAGCAGAUCACUUAUAGCCGCCCUCUUUAAGUCUCAUAAACCUCUAAUAUGUCUCAGUGAUGAUGACAGCUGUGAUGCUCUCAAGACAAAAAAGGGAAAAUACAAAAUGGGCCUCAAAGGCAGAAACCAGUCAGAUGUAUCUGAAGAGCUGAAAAAGAUCAUUAGAGAAGUUUUAUCUUCUCUAGAAGAGUCCAGUGUGAAACCAUCCUUCCAGCUUGAAGCCCUGGCCGAGCUCUCUGGAGUCAGAGUGGAUGAAAAGAACAUUUCUUCUGUUCUCCAAAGUUAUGAUGAAAAGUGGUUGGAGGUCUUAGCUCUGAAGAACAAACAUGACAAAUCUGGUCUGUUAUUAAUGAAACAAACUGAGCUCCAAGACUUGUCCCACAAACUGCAGUCUGCAUCCUUCGGCUUGGAGCACAUGUUCAGAGAAAUGGCACACAUCUAUGAAGCCCACAGAACAACAGAUGGAGAGAGCAGAGACGCUGACUGGUGUAAAUACCCUGAGCUGGCUGCACAGCUGAUGAUAUCAGGACACCCAGUGGAGCUGAUGGACGGGGACGCAGGUCACCUGCCUUUCACAUGGAUCUCCAGCCUCUUAGAGGAAGUCAUCCAGAAACUGGGGGACCAGAGAGUUUUUGUGUUGUCAGUGUUGGACCUCCAGAGCAGUGGGAAAACAUCACUGCUGAGCUCCAUGUUUGGACUGCAGCCUGCAGUAGGUGCUGGCAGGAGUACCAAGGGUGCCUUCAUGCAGCUGCUCAAAGUAUCAGAGGACAUGAAGACAGACGUUGACUAUGUUCUAGUGGUGGAAACUGAAGGUCUGCAGGCUUCUGAGCUGGACGGUAACAACACUCGUUACCGUGACAACGAACUGGCGACAUUUGUCAUUGCUCUGGGAAACGUGACACUGAUCAGCAUCUUUGGAGAUAAUCUGUUGAAGAUCCAAGACAUUCUGCAGAUUGUUGUUCAGGCUUUGAUGAGGAUGAAAAAAGUUCAGCUUUCUCCCAGAUGUGUGUUUGUUCAGGAUGUUCCAGAUGUUGCAGCAGCAGAGAAGAACGUGGACAGAAAGAGACGCCUGCAGGAACAUCUGGACCAGAUGACCAAACUAGCAGCUGAAGAGGAGCUUUGUGAUGCUGAGCGCUUCAGUGAUGUCAUUGAAUUUGAUGUUCAGGAAGAUGUGAAAUACUGUGGGCAGCUGUGGGAGGGCAGUCCACCCAUGGCUGCUCCUAAUCCAGCUUACAGUGAGAGCCUCCAAGAAGUGAAGAACACCAUCCUCUCUAAAGCUUCAAAGUCCGCUGGGAUCACUCUCUCACAGCUCAGAACCAAAAUUCAGGACCUGUGGAACUCCCUCCUCAGUGAGAACUUUGUUUUCAGUUUCAAGAACACACUUGAAGUUGUAAUGUACAGAAAGCUGGAGGUCCUGGCAAGAAAGCAGACCUCAGACCUGAGGAGUAACAUGAAGACUGAAGACCAGCUUCUUAGUAUGACUGAAAGUGGAAAACACGAUGAGGCGGGGGUAAGUUAUCUUUAUCAAGAAACAAACUGA